Messenger RNA from Nerophis lumbriciformis (worm pipefish), 2359 nucleotides. It is a transcript of the gene slc49a4, whose product is annotated as solute carrier family 49 member 4. The record is from RefSeq and is a predicted model, not a curated record. Lineage: Eukaryota; Metazoa; Chordata; Actinopteri; Syngnathiformes; Syngnathidae. Gene Ontology annotation, cellular component: intracellular membrane-bounded organelle; membrane. Gene Ontology annotation, biological process: transmembrane transport. Gene Ontology annotation, molecular function: transmembrane transporter activity.
ACGUUCACGUGACAGAAGUGACGUUUGGUGUUUCCGGUUGGUUUCGACACUUCUCACGGAUGAAACUGCUCCAUUGUGGCUCAGAUCACGGAGCCACGCCGCCACUUAAGCUCAUGCCACAAGGCGAGCCAAAAUGGCGGCUGAGUAGCCGUAGUUUCUCGAGCGUGAAAUGCCAACAUUCGUGCGCACGCGCACUUCAGUUCUGUACGCGUCGCUUUUGUUUUGGUCCUCGUCAGACUGAGACAGCCUUCAUUCACCGCCGCCGAAAGUCCGCGAAAGACGGCUUUCACCCUCAACCUGCUCCCGGCGUGUCCACCAUGGGUGCCGCGUCGAGCGCGGCCGCGGAGGCCGAGAGGCAGCCGCUUCUCGUGCCGUCCCACGCCGAGGCGAGAGGGCCGCCGGUCAUCAGCCGAGUGUUCGGCCGCAGAUGGCUGGUUCUGGGACUCUUCUCCACGCUGGCCCUCAUGCAGGGGAUGGUGUGGAACUUCUGGGGGCCCAUCCAGAACUCUGCCGUCCAGGCCUUCGGCUUCACCAAGUCCGACAUCGCCGUGUUGGUGCUGUGGGGUCCAGUGGGCUUCGUCCCCUGGCUGCUCUUCAUGUGGCUCAUGGACAAAAGAGGUCUGCGUGCGUCGCUCCUCCUGUCGGCCUUCUUCAUGCUGCUGGGGGCGGUCCUACGCAGCAUCCCGCUGUCAGACCCGCCCCUCCGUCGCUGGUUCAUCCACGGGGGUCAACUUCUCAACGGUCUGGCCGGCCCCACCAUAAUGUGCGCCGGGCCCUUCCUGUCCACCACCUGGUUCGCCCCUGACCAGAGGGCCACCGCCACCGCUGUGGCCUCGCUCUUCUCUUACCUGGGCGGGGCCGUGGCCUACGUGGCGGGGCCUCUGGUGGUGCCCGCCCCCAACGGUACCACGGCCAUGACGGCGUCGGUGUCGGAGCAGUCCAUGCGGGACAAGAUCCAGCUGGUUCUGUAUGCAGAGCUGUCGGUUAUUGCAGUGCUGUUUGCCGCCGUCCUCCUCUACUUCCCCUCGCGGCCGCCCUUGCCCCCCAGUGUGGCCGCUGCCAGCCAGAGGCUGAGCUACAGGAGCAGCAUGUGCAGACUGCUCAGUAACCUGCGCUUUGUGAUGAUCGCCUUGGCCUACGCUGUCCCCACUGGUGUCAUUGCAGGCUGGGAGGGAGUCCUUGACAUGGUCCUGACACCUGCCAGAGUCAGCCAGGUGGAUGCAGGCUGGAUCGGGUUCUGGUCCACGGUGGGGGGCUGCGUGUUCGGGGUGGCCAUGGCCAGGUUUGCAGACUCCAUCAGAGGAAUGUUGAAACUGAUUCUGGUUCUCAUGUUGGCUGGAGCUUCUCUGUCCUCCACCUGGUUCACACUCACCUGUCUGAGCAGCUACACUCACCUGCCCUCCACUGCAGCCAUCUUGUACACGUCGUGCAUCCUGGUGGGCAUCUUCAUCAACAGCAGUGUUCCCAUCUUCUUGGAGCUCUUUAUUGAGACGGUCUAUCCUGUCCCUGAAGGCAUCACCUGUGGUGUCGUCACCUUCAUGGCCAACUUGUUCACUGGACUCAUGCUCUUCUUCCUCUCAUUCUACUGCACAGACGUGUCCUGGUUGAACUGGUGUGUGACGGGCUCCUGCAUCUUCAGCCUGGUGCUCCUCCUCUUCUUCAGGGAGUCGUACGACCGCCUCUACUUGGACGUCUUUGUGUCCGUCUGACUUGCUCAAGGGAGCUAGCGUGCUAGCAUGUUAGCAUGUACAUACUUUAAAAGGGACUUCCUGUUUUUAACUCUCAAAGAUGGCUGACGACCUCCAGCAGCCAAUCAGCACGCAGCAAAAGACACUUUUUUUAAAAAUAAUUCAUGUGUGUCUGUUGCCAUGGUGAUCUGUGAUGUCACUUUUAAGCUAACAGCUAUUUUUACUGACGCUUGCUAGCUGGCCAGUAUUUAUUUUCAGUCUGGAUGAGAGGAUGGUGUGGUGUGGACGCUCAGACACGCCAAGAGAAGAUCAGAGAUGAUGGUGUGGACACUAAGAGAAGAUCAGAGAUGAUGGUGUGGACACUAAGAGAAGGUCAGAGAUGAUGGUGUGGACACCAAGAGAAGAUCAGAGAGGAUGGUGUGGACACCAAGAGAAGAUCAGAGAGGAUGGUGUGGACACCAAGACGAUGGCAGACAGAAAAGGGAAAAAGUGGACAAUUGUUUUGUUUGCACAAAGUCUGGACAUUUUUACUCCUUUGGUAACAAAAUGUGGUCUGCCUUUCUUGUCUCCUGUGGCUGAUUUCCUUUCAUCUUCCUGGGGGCGUGGCCUUCUCCAGUUGGAACAUGACCUUUGAACCUCCAGCACCUUAUUAAAUCAUUUGAUGAAUAAUA